This is a messenger RNA of Onthophagus taurus, 1718 nucleotides long. RefSeq names its product Regulatory particle non-ATPase 3 (gene Rpn3). Gene Ontology annotation, molecular function: enzyme regulator activity. NCBI's taxonomy places the organism in Eukaryota, Metazoa, Arthropoda, Insecta, Coleoptera, Scarabaeidae. Gene Ontology annotation, biological process: regulation of protein catabolic process; ubiquitin-dependent protein catabolic process. Gene Ontology annotation, cellular component: proteasome regulatory particle, lid subcomplex; proteasome complex. The record is from RefSeq and is a predicted model, not a curated record.
UGGUAAAAACUUCAACAUCGUUACUCGACAAAAUAUUUUCUUUCAACGCGACUCAUCGUUCAGAAAAAAUCUCAAUCACAUUAUUGUUAAAAGAAUUGAGAGAUAUUUCCUUAAAAAUGGGUGUAGAAAGUACGGAUGUUGAAAUGAAAAAUGCGGAUAGCCCUGCAGCUCCGAAUAGUGUAGAAGCAAGCGGCGAUGGAAAACGUGAUACGGACUUGCAAAGUAUUCAAGAAAUACGCGAACAUUUACGUCAAAUUGAAAAGGCGGUUAGUAGUAAAGAAAAUCGUUUCGUUUCGCGCGUUUUAAGAUGUUUGCCGAAUACGCGUCGUAAAUUAAAUGGGAUUGUCUUAAAAGGUCUCAUCAACCAAAUCUAUCCGGUUGCCGAAAGAGAUUCUUUGUUGUCUUUUGUUGUUGAAGAGGCGGUUGGGGAAGUUGAACAACCUGGUACAUCGAGAGUUCGUUCGGCUAUUAAAACACCGGUUCCUGAAGUGGAUGCUUAUGUUCACUUAUUGAUUUUGGUAAGAUUAAUUGAUGUUAAUAAAUUGGAGGAUGCUUCAAGAUGUUGUCAAGCUUUAAUAACUAAAAUUACCUCGCAAAAUCGUCGUACUUUGGAUUUAAUUGCUGCAAAAUGUUACUUUUAUCAUUCAAGAGUAGCCGAAUUAACGAAUAAUUUAGAUGGAAUCCGAGCGUUUUUACAUGCACGGUUAAGAACCGCUACAUUAAGAAACGAUUUUGAAGGACAAGCUGUUUUGAUAAACUGUUUAUUAAGAAAUUACCUUCAUUAUUCUUUAUACGACCAAUCAGAUAAGUUGGUUAGUAAAUGUGUUUUUCCAGAAACUGCAAGUAAUAAUGAAUGGGCGAGAUUUCUUUAUUAUUUGGGUCGUAUUAAAGCGGCUCGAUUGGAAUACAGUAUUGCUCAUAAACAUUUAGUACAAGCAAUGAGAAAAGCACCACAAAAUGCAGCAGUUGGUUUUCGUCAGACCGUUCAAAAAUUCUUGGUUGUUGUUGAACUCCUUCUUGGAGAUAUCCCCGAGCGUCAAAUAUUCCGCCAAGCAAGUAUGCGCCAUUCUUUGGCACCAUAUUUCCAAUUAACGCAAGCAGUUCGCAUGGGAAACCUCCAAAGAUUUGGUGAAGUACUCGAAAAUUUUGGCCCCCAAUUUCGUCAAGAUCACACCUUCACUCUAAUUCUUCGUCUUAGACACAAUGUUAUUAAAACAGCAAUUAGGGCGAUUGGUUUGUCUUAUUCGAGAAUUUCCCCUCAAGAUAUCGCCAAGAAAUUAGGGUUGGAUAGUGCUGAAGAUGCUGAAUUUAUUGUAGCUAAAGCAAUUCGCGAUGGUGUUAUUGAAGCCACAUUAGAUCCUGAAGGGGGGUAUAUGAGGAGUAAAGAGAGUACUGAUAUUUAUUGUACUAAAGAACCGCAUUCGGCUUUCCAUCAAAGAAUUUCUUUUUGCCUUGAUUUGCAUAAUCAAAGUGUUAAGGCGAUGAGAUAUCCUCCAAAAGCUUAUGGAAAAGAGUUGGAGUCUGCCGAGGAGAGACGUGAAAGAGAACAACAAGAUUUGGAGCUGGCUAAAGAGAUGGCUGAGGAAGACGAUGAUGGAUUCCCUUAAAAUAUAUUUUUUAUUGAUACAUAAAGCAAAUUUGAGUGUUUUACUGAUUUUUGAAGGUUAAUUUUUUUUCAUUGUAAUCAUUUGUAUUUAUUAAAAUUAGUGAAAAAAUUA